CGUGCCAGUCGAGAAGCAGGCGCUGCUCGUGAAGUACUUCGGCCGCUCCACGAGCGUGCGCGUCGACGACGCGGGCAGCAGCGUGAGGCGGCUGAGCGAGCUGGACGAGCUGCUGAACCGGGUCGGCCGAUGCAUCGAGCUGCUCGACCUGCGUGUCCCGGAGCAGGCGUGGCGUGUCCCGGAUCAGGCAGCGCGGCUCGCACCACCGCAGCAGCUGCCGAAGGCGUCUGGCCGCCCCGGUUCUGAGCGCGGACCUGGCGGCAUGCGCAUCCAGCUCUUCGUCAAGUUCCUGCCGGGCAAGACGGUCACGCUGGAGGUGGAGCCCUCCGACUCGAUUGAGGCCGUCAAGGCGACGCUCCAGGACAAGGAGGGCAUCCCGCCCGACCAGCAGCGCCUCAUCUUCGCCGGCAGGCGGCUGGAGGACGGCCGCACCCUCUCCGACUACAACAUCCAGAGGGAGUCGACGCUGCACCUGGUGCUCCCGCGAGUGCUGUUGUUGGCGGACGCGGCGGCCAACGACCCACGGCACGACCCGCAUCGCAUGCAGAUCUUCUGCAGGACGCUGACCGGCAAGAUUCUCGUGCUGGCGCUGCACCCGAACCACACCAUCGCGGAGGUCAAGGAGCAGAUCCAGGGCAAGGAGGGCAUCCCGCCGGAUCAGCAGCGCAUCUCAUUCGCCGGCAUGCAGCUGGAGGACGACGGCACGCUCGUCGACUACAACGUCCAGAAGGAGUCGACGCUCCAGCUGGUGCUCCGGCUCCGCGGCGGCAUGUUCCACGAAACGUCGGGGCAGCUCGACUUCGCCGCACUCGCCGCGCUGCGGCAGCGCGUGACGCUGCGCACGCUCGACGGCAACGCCAUCCACACCCUCGAGCUCACCGGCGCCACCUCCGUCCAGGAGCUGAAGGAGGCGGCCUCGACGGCGCUCGCCGCCGCGGCGCGCGACGCGGAGGUCGACGCCGUCGACGCGAUGAGCGAGGCGGAGGCGAAGGCGAAGCUCAAGCAGCUGCUCGGCAAGCGCGCGCGCGAGCCGCCGCUGUCGCCUGCGCCGGCGGCCGCCGGCAGCGGUAGCAGCGCGCCCGACGCCGGCGGCGGCGCGGCCGACGCCGAGGCGCGCAAGGAGCCGCGCCGCUCGCCGCGCCUCGCCGCGGCCGCGGAGCGGCACGCGUAAGGAAGGCCAAUCCUCGUAAAAAGAAAGACAGAAAACAUAU
Messenger RNA from Emiliania huxleyi CCMP1516, 1211 nucleotides. RefSeq lists its product as hypothetical. Gene Ontology annotation, molecular function: ubiquitin protein ligase binding; protein tag activity. NCBI's taxonomy places the organism in Eukaryota, Haptophyta, Isochrysidales, Noelaerhabdaceae. Gene Ontology annotation, cellular component: nucleus; cytoplasm. Bases 263 to 1171 code for a protein of 302 amino acids. Gene Ontology annotation, biological process: modification-dependent protein catabolic process; protein ubiquitination. The record is from RefSeq and is a predicted model, not a curated record. The transcript has 2 exons.